CGGUGCGGAGUUUUUUUUCGUUUGUGCUGCUUCUCACACUCGCGAGCAACAAAUAGCGCAACGCCACCAACACCACCACCGAUCUAGCCUUCUCCCUCUGCCGGUGCCACACAGAUUCCGCGCCCCGCGUCCCUACACAAUUUCCCGUUCUUCAACGGGAUCUCUGCCCAAAGCGGCCACACAUACCCGUCCCGUGUGGUGCCGUCUCCUACCCGCAAACGAAUUGUGUUCAAAGCACCCCCCCGUCACGCACACUAACACGCAGCUAACACCAGCAGCGCGGCAGCAUUUCGUUCUCUCUCUCCGGCCGAAACCAGUACGCUCUCUGUCUUGCGUGCGCUCUCUCGCUCGCGUACUUUCGAGCGUACAUCGCCCUGCACAAGCGAAGGGAGCAAAACGAGCAAGCCAAACGCGUUUUCCCUCUCAUGUGUGCUGGUCGUGUAGUGCGCGUCCUGCUUGCUUCUUUGCACACCGUUCGGAACAGUUGCGAACCACUGCGCCGCCAUAUUAAAGUGAGACAAAAGAACCGUGUGCCACACCGCUUGUCUGUUGUGUGUGCGGUGUUGUGCUGUGUGUUUUGGGAUUUUCUACGUGAAACGGACACAAUUUCCGGACCCGCCGGAGGACGACGCCGCGCGUACAUUUCUGUGUGUGUGAUUUGUCUUGGCGGUGGCGGACACACGGACGCCCAACAUUCGGCCAAGCCACGGGGGCAGAGUAACAGAAAAAAAGACGCUUUAAUCGUGUGCCGUGAAAUUAUGCUCACGGGCCCCUCAUCAUCAUCAUCAUCAUCCCUAGCAGCAGUAUUUGAAAACAGUCGCCUGUGAGGAAAACAGUUCGUCGACAGCGCAGCAAGCAAGCAGGGCGAGGAGCAGUCGUGGGUCGUCGUGGGCCACGCGCAAGCAAUGUUCACCGCCAACAACAUCCAAACGGCAACGGGCACCCCAAUCGGCAUCCAGUAUCAGACCGCGACCGCCACCGACAUCAACAAGGGCACCAAGCUGGAGGGCCAAAAGACGAACCAGCAGGCGCCGGAGUUUUCGACGUUCUACGCUAAUGCGUUGAGCACCGUGAAUCUGGCGCAGCUGUCCGAUGACUCCAAAACGGUACAGUACCUGCAGCCGUUCGGGUACGCCAACUGUGCCCUGGUCAACCAGAUGCCGAUCCCGAACGGCGUCACCGGGAUCACGGUCGAUGGCAGACAGCUGGUCGUGAACAAACCCAUCACGAACACCAUAUCCAACAUCAGCUUCAAGUGCGAUGUGUGCGGUUUGAUGUUCAACCAUCUCACCCUGCUGAACCAUCACAAGCGCACCCACAACCAGGAUGGGGAAACGACAUCGGAUGCCAUUACGGUAGUAACGCAAGCGCAGAAUUUAGUCCAGGCACAAAAUCUCAUCUCAGAAACGGGUCAAAACCUUGGUCAGAUUCAGAUUGUCGCCACGGAAGCGCUCGACCCGGCACCGCAGCAGCAGCAGCUGCAGCACGCCCAGGAGCAGCAACAGCAGCAGCAACAGCAGCAGCAGCAGCAACAGCAAGCCCAAGCGCAGGCUCAAGCUCAAGCGCAACAGCAAGCGCAGCAGCAAGCGCAGCAGCAAGCGCAACAGCAAGCGCAGCAGCAGCAACAGCAACAGGUGACAACACACACCACCAAGGCGGACAAAUCGCAGAAGUGCAUCUCGUGCAACGGGCCCAUCCACAGCAACCCGAAGCGAAAGGGCCCGAAGCUGAUCCGGUGCGAAACCUGCAUCAGCAACGAUGGCGCCCAGCCUGUCUCGAGAAGUACGACCCAAAUCUUCGUCGCGCCCGACGGUGACAUCAAGUUCGAGAUCGGCGAAAUCCCGAACGCCUCCAACAGCAACUCGUCGAUGGACUCGCUGAUGCCGGGACAGAUGCAUCCGAUCAAGGCGGAGCACGCGCUCGUACCGCAGCAGAAUGCGCAUCCGGUUAAAAAACUUGGAGGCCAGAAGAAGCUGAUCCAAUCGUCCAUGCAUCAACAGCCGGAAAAACCAUUCACCUGCAACACGUGCGGAGGGCGGUUCUCGCGCUACUCCAGCCUCUGGUCGCACAAGAAGCUGCACACGGGCGAAAAGAACUACAAGUGUAACGUGUGUGGUAUAGCGUUCGCCAAGGCCGUCUACUUGAAGAACCAUAUGCGCAUCCAUACCGGCGAAAAACCGUACAAGUGCGGCACCUGUGGCAUGCAAUUCUCCCAGUCGCCACAUCUGAAGAACCACGAGCGAACUCACAGCGGCGAAAAGCCAUACGUUUGUGAGGUCUGUGACAAAGGAUUCGCCCGUCACGCAACGCUCUGGAACCAUCGGCGCAUCCACACCGGCGAAAAACCGUACAAAUGUAACCGCUGCCAGUCCGCGUUCAGUCAGGCUGCGCAUCUCAAGAAUCACGAAAAGGUGCACUCCGGUUUGAAACCAUUCAAGUGUGACAUCUGUUCAGCGGCGUUUGCCGAUCGGUUCGCGCUGAAGAGGCAUCGUGGCAUUCACGAGAAAUAUGGUCAAACUACGCCGCUCCAUCAGAACCAGCAGCAGCAGCAGCAAACGGCACAGGUCGUCACGCAGCAGGUGGUGCACAAGGAGGAAAUUAUCGAAAUGGAGGAGAAACCGCGCGAGGUGAUCAUAACCGGAAUGUAGAGUGUGUGCAAACACGGGGCAACCGAAAUUUCUCGCGCCUUUAAGCGCGUGUGCCGUGAGCGUAAGUUUAAGUUAGUCGCGUAAACAGUGUGAGAGAACGAGAGAGCGAGAGAGUGCAUUUUUUUAGCAGUUUGACCCGAUGCAGGAGGUUUAAUAGUGAGGUAGAAAAGUUAGUAAUACACACUGAACGGGUGCAGUUGCUCUGGUGUGUUUGUAAAAAUGCAUUACUUAUCGAUAAGAAAGAAGGGGGGGAGGAAGCUCUAUAUAUAUGUAGGUGUAGUUGAAUUAGGACAGUUGAUUGCUCUAUGGCGCUGCACUUUGUUAAUUUUGUAUUCGAGUUUCCUUUUCGUUUCUUCACCCUGAUGAUAUCCCCCAACAAAACCGUGCACCGUGGAUUAAAUUUAUUACAUUUUUCCCUUUUACUAGUCCAGUAAGGGAUGGUUAAACAUUUUGAUUAUGUAAAUUGGCAACUUUUUGUUAAAAUUUACACACACACAAGCAGCUUUGUCUAAUAAUUGUGCCCAACUUUCUAUUUUUUUCGAUUGCAAUAUGAAAGAUCGCAUUGGUGCUGAUUCAAAUCGUUGCGUUUUUUGUAUGUACCAUCUACAUAUACAAUGCCGAAUAAUAGUCGAAGCAUGAAGCGGGCAUGCACAAGUUUAACGAAAAUGAUAGGGCGAACCUUUGUAACUACGGGACGAUACGAAGUGCAGAGGAAAGCGAAACACCGAUAGAUGGUUAGAGCGUAUUAACUUAACGACAAACUCUAAGUAUAGGUGCAUUUCAUUUGCAUUAGCCGUUUAUUAUUAUGAUUGUAGUAAUUAGUUUCAUGUUUAAUUCGUACUCUGCUAUCUAAGCGACAUACACCACCUUGAAAAAAGCUCGAAUUGAACGCAAUUCAAUUAGCAGCAAACACUUGAACGCUACCGUACACUCUCCGUGGGAAGCCAAUGGGCAAAUGCGCAGGUGUCACACAGGUCGAGGCCAACCUUCUGACAACGGUUGUGCCAAAAACCAUUUACAAAGGAAGCAGAUUGGUCCGUUUUAUUGCAACGUUGUGUGUGGCCAUUAUCAUAAGCCUACAUUAUAAGUGUGGAGUGGGUUCUUUCAAUGCUCCUUACACAGGAAACACGGGAGAAUCGUACAACAACACACUCCCCGUUGACCGAAUAUCGGCACUCCCAUGUCCUUUCCCCCCCUCCCUAAUGCCAGUGUAAAAUUCUCCCGACUGCGAUGCUCUUUUAGUGUAUUGAGUAAAAAAAAACGAUUUUUGGGAAAGGAAAGUAUAACCCAGUAAAGGCUUCCUAAAGCUAACUCCGCGGAAAACGAACGGGAACUGAAAAAAAAGAGAUGUUUCUUUACCGUUUGAUCGUCUUUGGUCGUUAGCCAUUAGAUUGCACUGCUCUCGAUGGAGCAGCAUCGAUUAAAAGAAGCAUCUACCUGUAAAUAGACAGUUUUAAAUGUUACAAUUCAAAUCGUCAUAUGCAUGCGGCCUUUACCGGGCGGCGCACCAUUACAUUCUAAUUAUCACCGUUGUAAAAAAAAGAACAGUAUAAAGUACAGCUCACACAUGAUCCACAGCAAAUACGCCGGUUACAUCAAGCCGGAGGGAGAAGAAAGGUAGAAUUUAAUUUCAACAUUGAUUAAUGAAGAAAAAGGAAAACACACACUGAGAAGUUCUGAAUACAUGCGCGAUUACGGAAAAUAAAUAAUUUAAAGAACAUUGAAAGUAGUUAAUAAACUGUAAAGGUAAUUUUUAUCGUUUAA
This is a messenger RNA of Anopheles gambiae (African malaria mosquito), 4412 nucleotides long. It is a transcript of the gene Clamp, whose product is annotated as zinc finger protein 184. Gene Ontology annotation, molecular function: DNA-binding transcription factor activity, RNA polymerase II-specific; RNA polymerase II cis-regulatory region sequence-specific DNA binding. The transcript has 11 exons. Gene Ontology annotation, biological process: regulation of transcription by RNA polymerase II; central nervous system development. Lineage: Eukaryota; Metazoa; Arthropoda; Insecta; Diptera; Culicidae. Gene Ontology annotation, cellular component: nucleus. The record is from RefSeq and is a predicted model, not a curated record. Bases 906 to 2648 code for a protein of 580 amino acids.